AUGACUUCCCCAUUUUUUCAACAAAAUCUCCCCGCUUGGAAGCCUAUAUUAACUUCAAAAAAAUCCGUUCCUAUUUUUGCUUUGAUCGCCAUACUAUUUAUCCCUAUUGGAGUGAUAAUUCUUGCUACCAAUCAAAGUGUUUCCGAGAUAUCCAUUGACUACACAUACUGUGUGUCGUCUGAUAAUAGCUCAAAACACUGUUCUGAUUUGACAGUUCUUGGGGCUGGCUGCAAAUGUAACACCUCAUUUCAAGUACAAACUCAAAUAAAGGGCCCCGUGUACCUUUAUUAUGAGCUAUCAAAUUUCUACCAAAAUCAUAGGCGCUACAUGCGCUCUAAAGACGAUUAUCAGCUUUUGGGCGUGAAGCGUCAAAUUACCGAUUUGAAUUCGUGUAUUCCAUAUGCAAAUUACACCAAUGCUACCGGCUCUUUUCCCAUCUUACCAUGUGGUGCCAUAGCAAAUAGUAUUUUUAAUGACACAUUUUCCCUCUAUUUGACUUCGAAUGCGAACUCUCUUAUAAUGGAUAACACGGGGAUCGCAUGGAGUUCAGAUAUUAAUGUUAAAUACGGAAUUCUCUCGUCUACUGCUAUUGAAAACACAGUAAAGCCAGAAAAUUGGCAACUGUCGGAAAUUCAACGUUCCCCU
Protopolystoma xenopodis is the source of this 645-nucleotide messenger RNA. Lineage: Eukaryota; Metazoa; Platyhelminthes; Monogenea; Polystomatidea; Polystomatidae. The record is from the annotation of a GenBank genome assembly.